Messenger RNA from Thlaspi arvense, 2812 nucleotides. The record is from the annotation of a GenBank genome assembly. Lineage: Eukaryota; Viridiplantae; Streptophyta; Magnoliopsida; Brassicales; Brassicaceae.
UAAUCGCAAUCGGAAUCGCUAUAAAACAAAACAAAAAUAAACAACAUUUUUUUGGCCCAACAGAUAAUCGUUAGGACUUAUCAACUUGUCUGACAAGUGCUGAAUCUGGAGAUUAAUCGUAAACAAUCAAAAUUGUAAGAAAAAAGAAAAUACAAAGUAAUAGUAAUAUUUUAUCGUCAGGUGAUUAUUUGCCUACGACGAGGUCCACAGUAACUCAAGAAAACAUCUAGAGUGAUCUAAAUAACGGCUAUAAAGCCGCCAAAUGGUUUUUUAGCUUUCCCUUAAGCAAAAUUACUUUGCGUUACAAAUCCUCUUUGUCUCUCCAGUCUCCAACGCAAAUGACCGUACACGUGUCCCUUUCUAUUUCCAGGAUUUUGAUUUCCGUUUAAUUUCUCUCCGUCGCCGUGAAAUUUGCUCUCUUGGUUUUCCCGGAGAAUCGAGUCCUUAGCUUUCUCUUCGGGUUUCAGAAUUCGUCUCACCUCCAAUCUCGUCUCCGUGUUGGUAUCGCAUGAACGUUUAGCGGAAUCGCGGGUUUAGCUUCGAGCUUCGGAAUUAAAAUUCUCCUCUGCAUAAUCCUUUCGCCUCGGAUUUUGCUUUCCGCUGCUUCAAAUCGAAGAAAUUUAUUUCGGGAAGUGAUUGGAUCGCGCGUCAGGGACUGGGAGGUUUAAACGAUAGUGGUGACUGGUGAUAAAGUUCGACCUAAUUUGAUUAGCAUGCUCUUAUAGGUAUAUAUUACAACAACAACAUCAAAACGGGGAAGUUAAGAAAUUUAGGAGUUGUUGGAAUGGAGGGUCCAGAAAGAUGAGAGAUAUUUAAUACGCAGAUUUAAUAUUUUAAGGUCCAUAGUUUGCUGUCUUACGUCAACUAAUCGAAAAGGGAAAGAAGGGAGUGGUUGAAGAAGAUGACAAUGCUCAGCUCUUUAACGUCUAAAAUGUUGUCGUUGUCCACCUCGGACCACGCAUCUGUGGUUUCACUGAAUCUCUUUGUUGCCCUUUUAUGUGCUUGUAUCGUGAUUGGCCAUCUUUUGGAGGAGAAUCGAUGGAUGAACGAAUCCAUCACUGCUUUGUUGAUUGGGCUUGGCACUGGGGUCGUCAUUCUGUUGAUUAGUAGAGGAAAAAACUCACAUCUGUUGGUCUUCAGUGAAGAUCUUUUCUUUAUAUAUCUCUUGCCCCCCAUAAUAUUCAAUGCAGGGUUCCAAGUUAAAAAGAAGCAUUUUUUCCGCAAUUUUGUGACUAUUAUGCUUUUUGGCGCCAUUGGGACUCUAAUUUCUUGCACUGUAAUAUCUCUAGGUGUAAUUCAAUUCUUUAAGAAAUUAGACAUUGGGACCUUUGACUUGGGCGAUUAUCUUGCAAUCGGCGCCAUAUUUGCUGCAACCGACUCUGUAUGCACACUGCAGGUUCUCAAUCAAGAUGAGACACCUUUGCUAUACAGUCUUGUAUUUGGAGAGGGCGUUGUGAAUGAUGCCACAUCUGUUGUGCUCUUCAAUGCAAUUCAGAGCUUUGACCUCACCCACCUUAACCAUGAAGCAGCUUUUCAGUUUCUUGGAAGCUUCUUCUAUCUGUUUCUCUUGAGCACCUUGCUUGGUGUAGCGACUGGUCUGAUAAGUGCUUAUGUCAUCAAGAAACUUUAUUUUGGAAGGCACUCGACUGAUCGAGAGGUUGCCCUCAUGAUGCUUAUGGCGUAUCUUUCAUACAUGCUUGCUGAGCUAUUCGCCUUGAGUGGUAUUCUCACUGUGUUUUUCUGUGGGAUUGUGAUGUCACAUUACACCUGGCACAACGUAACCGAGAGCUCAAGAAUAACUACCAAGCAUACCUUCGCUACUUUGUCGUUUCUAGCCGAAACUUUUAUUUUCCUUUACGUCGGAAUGGAUGCACUGGACAUCGAGAAGUGGAGAUUCGUGAGUGACAGCCCGGGGACAUCAGUUGCAGUGAGCUCAAUUCUGAUGGGUUUAGUCAUGCUUGGAAGAGCAGCUUUUGUGUUUCCUCUUUCCUUCUUAUCAAACUUAUCCAAGAAAAACCAGAGCGAGAAAAUCGAUAUUAAGCAGCAAGUUGUGAUUUGGUGGGCUGGUCUAAUGAGAGGUGCUGUAUCUAUGGCUCUUGCCUACAAUAAGUUUACAAGAUCAGGACACACUGAAUUGCGCGGGAAUGCAAUCAUGAUUACGAGUACUAUAACCGUUUGUCUUUUUAGCACCAUGGUGUUUGGUAUGCUGACGAAACCGCUCAUUAGGCACCUAAUGCCACAUCAAAAAGCGACCACCAGUAUGUUAUCCGACGAUAACACUCCGAAAUCAAUCCACAUUCCGCUCCUUGACGGCGAACAGCAGGACUCAUUUGUCGAGUUCUCGGGGAGUCACCACGACGUGCCACGACCAGACAGCCUUCGCGGUUUCCUGAUGCGUCCCACACGCACUGUCCACCACUACUGGAGACAGUUUGAUGAUGCCUUCAUGCGUCCUGUCUUUGGUGGUCGAGGUUUCGUUCCCUUUGUUCCUGGUUCUCCAACCGAGAGAAGCUCCCAUGAUCUCACUAAACCUUGAAAAACAUUAUAGAAGAAGCUUCUCAGAAAACCCAAAAAACUUGUCUCCUCUUCCCUCUCACCACUGGUGAUGUUAAAAAAGGUGUUCUUGGUUCUUUAAAUUUAUAUUUUUUUUUGUGUAAAUUUAUGAAUUUGUAUUUCUAUCAGUAUAUUGUUAUUCGUGGAUGAUGAAGAAGCUUCUUACAUUUUGAGAGACGUGGUGUGGGGUUUAUGUAUAUUAAGUCUUUAUUUCGUUUCAACGAAAACUACACUUUUUGUGUAUGCUUUCUGCCUUGGC